AUGGCCCCAGCAGUGCUUGCCACGUCGGAUUUCCUGGUCUGCCGGAGAUUGGGGCAGGUCAUGGCCAGGCUGCUGUCGGAGGCCUCGGCCGGCGCUUGGCUCACAUCCCUGGGCCGACGGUGCCUGGAGCGCUCCUUCAACGAAGAUGGCGGCAUGGAUCGAGCGGAGUUGCUGCGGGCUUUUGCCACUGGCGCCGCCGCCUUCCUCGAGCGAUCGCCUACCAGCGGGAUUUGCGCCGAAGUGUGGAGCAUCACCCGCCAAGCGAUGCUCGACCAUGAUGCGGCUGAGAGGCGCAUCUGCGUCCAGCAGCUUCUUCCUGGCCUGGUGGCGGUGAGCCCCGCGGAGGUUUCUGCCAACCACAUCUCCGAGAUGGUGGCAGGCCUCUUCCAGUCAGGGAUGCCGGACGAAGGAGGCCCUGGACGCUCGACGGCUGCUACGCGCGAGGCGCUGAAUCUGGCCAGCGCCUUCGCUGGGCUUCUGGUGGACCACUGGAAGCUGAGCUCCUUGCAAGGCGACCACUCGCCCAUGGCCCUGGCGCUGAUUUCGGAGGGCCUGAAGUUCGGCCUGAAGGACUGCGGCAGCCUGCGGAAGCAAGCCCGGUUUUUGCUCGAGACGGCCGUCCAGAAAGCGCUGGUCGCUAAGACUGCCGAGAGCGACUUCCGAAGUCAUGCAGGGGUCGGGCUUUCGGCGGUUUCCUCGGCCUGGCGCAGCUAUUGGGAGCUCUUCGACACCUUGGAGGACUACUCCAGCCACCUGAUCAAAGCGGGUUGGGACGCACUCAUCAAGCGGUUGAUGCAGUACCUCGCUGAGCUGAAGAAAGGAGGUGCCAGCCAGCUCGCCCCAUGCUGCUUCGGCGCCUUUUGGCUGGAGGUUUUCUUGAUCCGGGCCCUGGACCACGACAACGACAGCGUGCAGAAGUUUGUUCUGGGGCAGCUGAUGUGCCUAGAUCUCCAUGUGGCCGCCCUCUCGGAGAGCUUUGUCCUCACGGAGGUGCUUCCGCGAUUCGGCAAUGGAAUUGACAGCCUCUACCCGCGCACUGAUGUCGAGAGAACCUUCGAGCGCCAGGUGACGAGCUUCUUCCUGGGCUUCAUGUCCCAGCACCCGGAUGGCCCCGACGUGGCUUCCGCGAGGUUGCUCGAGGCCCUGCUAGACAUUCGGGCCGUGCAUUUCACGCCGGUGCGCCUGGUGCUGUCGGCAUUACAGCAGGCUGAGCUGACGCGCCGCUCAUGGCCACCCAAGCGGGCCCUGGAGGUGGCGCGGAGGUUCUUCAGCAGCGAGGUGCUCUUGCGUAUGCCCAACAGCGUGCGGCAGGCCUUGGCCGAGCAGUUCCUGGAGGUGCUCGCACACCUCACCGUCAGCGAAGAGAACACGCCAGAGUCGGGAGCCCUGGUUUCCCAGCUGGCGGAGACCGUGGCUGCGGUCCCCGAUGCGGUGUUUGGUGCCCUCCGCCCCGGGCUUGGCGCGCUGGCUCCCAUUUGCCUCGCUCUGGACCGACCGGCAUCAGCAGGCUGCGUGGCGACGCUGCUACAAAGUCUGGUUUCGAGCUACUCGCCGCCCACCCGGGAUGCGUCAUCACCGGAUCGGAAGCCCAUGGACGCUCUGCCCCUGGCGAUGGGAGCUGUGCGCCUUCUGACGGUGCUCUGCGAGGAAGUGUUCACCAGCAUAUGGCCCGCCUUGGCGCCCACCUUGCAGGAUCUCCACCGCCGCAGCUACCUGCCUCGUCGUGCCGCGGUGGCUUCGCUCUUCGCCUGUGCCUACGCCGCGAGCCUGGUGCCGGGCUUUGCGUCGAAGGUUCAGCGGCAGGAGGCGGCGCACGCCGAGAUCCUGGCCUAUAUCGAGGCACGUGCUCGUCUGGCCAUGGGCCAAGGGAGGCCCGAGGAGGCCGUGCAAGAAGCCUGCUGGGUGUGGCUGUAUGCUCUGGGCCUGGAGCGGCUGGGCCAACCCACGUCGCCACAUUGCCAGGCGCUGGUUGCGGCAGCGCGCGGCGUGCUGCACAGUUCUGCCGCCGAAUCGCCGGCGGAGCUGCUUGCCUCGGCCGCCGCCGCAACCAUCCUCGGAGCCCUGGCGCCGCAAGCCGCACCGCAGGAGCGCUGUGAGAUUUUCAUGCUGCUUUGGCGCGCCCAAGUGCGGCGGAAGCCGGAUGGAGUCGUCGACUCGCGCUUCGGCAUUGGCAUCUCCGAAGACAUCGGGACCUGGCAGCGAAGUCGGCUGGAGGAGUACGAAGACGUGGCGCGGGUGGAGCGCGAGGGUUUGGGGCGCGUCCAGGAAUGGCGGGAUGUAGCGCCUGUGUUCCUGGCGGCAAAGUGGCGUGCUCUCUCGGGAAUCGUCCUGGGGCAAGAGAACUUCUUGGCGGCGCUGUCGGCACACACAGGCAACAUCGAAGAGAUCGCCACGGAGUUGCUCCAGGAGCUCGAAACUCUUCAAACGCCGCAUGUGGCCUACUGGGCGGUGGUGGCCCGGCGCGUCGCCUACCCGGUCUUCUUCCAGGAGGAUGCUUUGCCAGGCGAGGUUCAGCGAGACGCACUGGCGGAGACGUGCCAGUACCUCCGGGGCUUCAUCUCACAAAGCGUGGGCGAAGGCGCCGUCUUUAUGGCCCGGGGCUGCAUCAUCGAGCUCGCCGCGGCCCUCCUGGACCCCACUUUGCGCGCUGCAGAGGUUCGACUCUUCCCCGAGGGCGAGAAGGUUGGUCCAGUGACGGCCGCGGUCAGAGAGCUGCUGGCUUUGGGCGAGACAGGUACAGGCGUGUCACGCUCCAUCGCCGUUCCCCUGCUCGCCACGCUCUUGGGAGACUCGCAGGAUGCGGGCGACGCCGGGGUGGCGUCCGCCGCCGACAUGCUGACCGCCUUGUUGUUGCACAGCGAGUACACCAUCAAGGACGGCGCGCUGUGCCACAGCGCCGCGCCCUGCGCAGGAGCCAUCGACGAGAGCGGUCCCGGUAGCCAAGGUGCGCUGGCGUCGAUAAGCCCUGGUGCUGAGGCGAUCUGCUCCAAGUUCGGAGGCACUUCUGCUUUGCCCCGGGUCCUGGCGCUCGCUGGCCUGGACGGCUUCGCGAAGCGCGCUUCAGGAGGGCCUCUACCCAGGCUCGUCCGAGAGGUCUUGGCGCGGCUCCUGGCGGCGUUGCGGAAGGAGCUCCAGACCAUCAUCGAGAGGCCGGCGGGCGCCAACAAGCCGCUCACACCAAUGCCCCUCAGCGCGCAGCACCGUCUGCAGCUGCGCGGUUGGCAGGCAGUGCUGGUCUUGGGCUGCCACGCAGACCGCGCGACCGCAGAGGAGCUCCUGCUAGAGCUCUUCUGGCACCUCAGGACACCUCACCUUCCGGACGUCCGCGACUACCAGGAACUGCUCGGCUGCGUGCUCUGCGCCCGCUUCGAGGACCUCGCGGUGAAACCACAAUUGGUUCCUGCACUACAGGUCUACGACUGCAACAACCAAGUCAGCGCAUCACUCCUUGUGAUUGCCAGCUACCUCUUCCGGCAGUGGACGCAGACGGCGCUCCCGCCCUACUGGGGGGCUUUGGCACGGGCUGUGGUUCCGUACCUCGGCCACAACUCCGCCUACGUCAGGGGUACGGCCUGCUGGGGCUUCUUCGAGGUCGUCGCCUCCGCCAAGGCUUCCGGCGCGCUGCGCCCAGGCGAAGACGCGGACCACAGGAUCCUGGACGAGCUGCACGGCUUCCUUGCCUCGAACCGCGAGUGCCAGAAGAUGCGCAGGCGGCUCAAGCCGGUCUUCUUGCAGUUCGACACCACGAAGACAGCUCUGGAGGCUCUCACAGAGACCUGCGAGGUCCUCCCCCGCACCACGGAUCGCGAGAUUCUUCAGCCCCUGAACCUCUUCGCCGAUGGCGACUUCAGGCCUUCGCAGACUUUCCUGGCGCUGCUGAAGGAGGAAGUUGCCAAGGAGAUGGACGACAUCUUCGAUGCGGAGGACUGCAGCCAGUACGCCUCAGGAUCUGAGCACUGGGAGGAGGCGCAGCGAUGUGCUCUUCGUGCUGCACAGGCUGCACAGGCUGCACAAGGUGUUUACGAUGCAGUCACUGCGUACCUUCUCUUUGCCAACAUACCAUGGAUGCUACUCUGGAUGACGGAACGCGCCAGGUCUGAAAGGUACGCACACGAGCCGCAAGAUCAUGUGGUAAAGGAGGCCAUGUGGACAAAACACCAAAACGUUGUUCGAUCAAAACUUGGUCGUUGCCUGCGAGCCGCUCCAAAUGAUGCAGAGCCGCAGGCAAGCGACUGCCGAUGCAUUGACAAAGCCAACCAACGCAGGGACGACAUGGAAGAUUCAGCCCUGUCCCGCUACAAUGCUUACAUUCUCCUGACCAAACAGGAUUCAGCCCUGCAGCGGAAGUUCAUUCCGCCGGCGCCGCCGCGCCUGCCCGACGACGCGGUCACCACGGGCGGAGGACAAGCUCCCCGGGCGCCGCUGGUGGUGGUGGCAUCACUGGUGGACAAGCUGCCCAACAUGGCGGGCCUGUGCCGAACCUGCGAGGUGUUCUACUGCGAGGCUUUAUGCCUACCCAACCUCAAGGUCGUCACGGAGCAGGCCUUCCAGUCCAUCUCCGUCACAGCCGAGAAGUGGCUUCCGCUGCGCGGGGUCCCGAAAGGCCAGCUCGACGCGCAACUUCGAGAGCUUAGGCAACAAGGCUAUGCGUUGGUGGGUGUCGAGCAGACGCACACCAGCGUGCCGCUGGAUCAGUGGAGCUUUGCCGAGCGCACUGCGAUUGUCCUAGGUGCAGAGAAGGAGGGCAUCGACGCCACUUUGCUGCCCUUGCUGGAUGGCUGCGUCGAGAUCCCGCAGCAGGGGCAGCUGCGGUCAUUGAAUGUUCACGUGUCCGGCUCCAUCGUGAUAUGGGAAUACGUCCGCCAGGCUCGUCUUCGCACUGCUCACGCCGCAGCUUCGUGA
This is a messenger RNA of Symbiodinium natans, 4902 nucleotides long. Lineage: Eukaryota; Dinophyceae; Suessiales; Symbiodiniaceae. The record is from the annotation of a GenBank genome assembly.